Poeciliopsis prolifica (blackstripe livebearer) is the source of this 7038-nucleotide messenger RNA. RefSeq names its product diacylglycerol kinase eta. Gene Ontology annotation, biological process: intracellular signal transduction; lipid phosphorylation; diacylglycerol metabolic process. Lineage: Eukaryota; Metazoa; Chordata; Actinopteri; Cyprinodontiformes; Poeciliidae. The transcript has 31 exons. The coding region runs from base 489 to 3761 and encodes 1090 amino acids. Gene Ontology annotation, molecular function: ATP-dependent diacylglycerol kinase activity. The record is from RefSeq and is a predicted model, not a curated record.
CCGUACGGCGUUCCGACGCGACACGGCCUCUCUCUCUCUCUCUCUCUCUCUCUCUCUCUCUCUCUCUCUCUCUCUCCCUCGCUCUCCCUCCCUGCUUCUCUCCCUCCUCUUCCUACCUGAUUCAGAGCCGCUCCGACGCUAUGCGUAUGACCGCGUCUCUCUCCGCAAGACGAGCACCACCAGAGAGAGCCGCACGCUCGUGCUGACCGCCGGCCCACAGCAGUACCCCCAACGCCGGCUGACGAGGCACCCAGGCCGGGCAACGGGGGCAGCACAGACGCCGCUGAGUGCAGUCUGGAGAGUUUGACCUGGACAGAGAGAGAUCUGCUAAAGGACGACCCUGAAGGCUUCUGUCUGCAGCUUUCACCUCUCCAAUCUCCCCCUCUGUCUCUCCCCCCUUCCUCCUUCUCCUCUUUUAUCUAGAACUUCUCAAAGCCGUCGUCUACGUCCUUCUGUCCUCUCACCUGUUCUACUUCCUGUAAUUGGCCAUGGCAUCCAAGCUGAACCCCAACGUCCUGUACGUGGCGGAGCCUGGAGAGUCCCUGGGAUCUCCCCAAGCUGAUUCUGAAAGGACUCAUAUUUCUGGAGAAGCUGGAGAAGAGUCGUCAGACAGCGAAGGAGAGCAAGAGGAGACGUCACACAAGCUGAUCCGCAAAGUGUCAACCUCCGGACAGAUAAGAGCCAAGAAAAGCGUGAAGGAAGGAAUCCUGUUAAAGCAGACCAGCUCCUUCCAAAGAUGGAAGAGGAGGUACUUUAAACUCAGAGGCAGGACGCUCUACUACGCCAAAGACUGCAAGUCGCUGAUUUUUGAUGAAGUGGACCUGUCGGACGCCAGCGUGGCCGAGACCAGCACCAAGAACAUCAACAACAGCUUCACGGUGAUCACCCCGUUUCGCAAACUUAUGCUUUGUGCUGAAAGCAGGAAGGAAAUGGAGGACUGGAUCACGGCUCUUAAAUCCGUUCAGAAAUGGGAAACCUAUGAAGCCAGCCAGUUCAACAUGGAGCAUUUCUCUGGGAUGCACAACUGGUACGCUUGCUCACACGCCAGACCCACCUUCUGCAACGUCUGCAAGGAAGCGCUGCCGGGCGUCACCUCCCACGGCCUGUCCUGUGAAGUUUGCAAAUUCAAGGCUCACAAGCGCUGCGCUGUUCGCUCCACCAACAACUGCAAGUGGACCACGCUGGCUUCCAUAGGAAACGAGAUCAUUGAGGAUGAGGACGGGGUGUCCAUGCCACACCAGUGGCUGGAAGGCAACCUGCCCGUCAGCGCUAAAUGCGUGGUGUGUGACAAGAACUGUGGCAGCGUGCGGCGGCUGCAGGACUGGCGCUGCCUCUGGUGCAAGGCCAUCGUGCAUAACAGCUGUAAAGAACAAAUGGGGAAGGUGUGUCCCCUGGGCCAAUGUCGAGUCUCAAUCAUCCCACCCACUGCACUUAACAGCAUAGACUCAGAUGGUUUCUGGAAGGCCACCUCUGGAUCUUGUGCCAGCCCUCUCCUUGUCCUGGUGAACUCCAAGAGCGGCGACAACCAGGGGGUGAAGUUCCUCCGCAAGUUCAAGCAGCUUCUGAACCCGGCUCAAGUCUUCGACCUGAUGAACGGAGGACCAGAGCUCGGGCUGCGGCUCUUCCAGAAGUUUGUGACGUUUCGUAUUCUGGUGUGCGGUGGAGACGGCAGCGUGGGCUGGGUGCUGUCGGAGCUCGACAAGCUCAACCUGCAUAAACAGUGCCAGCUCGGAGUCCUUCCCCUGGGAACGGGGAACGACCUGGCGCGCGUUCUGGGCUGGGGCGGCCUGUGCGACGACGACGCCCAGCUGCUGCAGAUCCUGGAGAAGCUGGAGAGAGCCACCACCAAGAUGCUGGACCGAUGGAGCGUGAUGACAUACGAGGUGCCCCCCACCAAUAAACACACGCCCACCGUGAAGGAAGACGACAGCCACGAGGCUCCUCUGCAGGUCCACAUCACUCAGUAUGCAGACUCCGUCGCCUGCCACCUGGCCAAGAUCCUGGACUCUGACAAGCACAGCGACGUGAUCUCCUCCGCCAAGUUCCUGUGUGGGACGGUGAACGAUUUUGUGGCAGAGGUGGGGAAGGCGUACGAGAGAGCCACAGAGAACAAGGAGGAGGCAGAUGCCAUGGCAAAGAAGUGCGCACUGCUGAACGAGAAACUGGAUUCGCUGGUGAAGGCCUUGAGCGAGGAAGCAGAAGCUCAGGUGGUGCCGGCAGGUUCAGCACCGAGCCAGGAGAGUGGCGGCUCAAGCCCUGGUGAAAGUGGCGGCGAGUCGGGCUCUGAGGGCAAAACGUAUCGGUCCAAAGAGCAGCUGAUGCUCCGAGCCAACAGCCUGAAGAAAGCCCUGAGGCAGAUCAUCGAACAGGCUGAGAAAGUGGUUGACGAGCAGAACAGACACACGCAGGUCCAGAGGAUGCCGUCUUCAUCCUCCAUCACCAGGGAUAACAGUGAGGAGCUGAAGGAUGCCGACACACGAGGUUUGAGUCCCACUUCGCCCAUCGUCCUGGAGAAAACAGAAAGUCUGAACGCGGUCAGCUUCAACGAGGACAUGGUUCAGUGCACAGAGAAGUGUGUGAUGAAUAACUACUUCGGCAUCGGACUGGACGCCAAAAUUUCUCUCGAGUUCAACAACAAGAGGGACGAGCAUCCCAAAAAAUGCAGUAGUCGCACCAAAAACAUGAUGUGGUACGGCGUCCUCGGGACCAAAGAGCUGGUCCAGAAGACUUACAAGAACCUGGAGCAGAGAGUCCAGUUGGAGUGUGACGGCGUGGCCAUGCCGCUGCCGAGCCUGCAGGGCCUGGCGGUUCUCAACAUUUCCAGCUAUGCAGGAGGAAUCAACUUCUGGGGAGGAACCAAAGAGGACAAUAACUUUGGAGCGCCGUCGUUCGACGACAAGAAGCUGGAGGUGGUGGCGGUGUUUGGGAGCAUGCAGAUGGCCAUGUCCAGAGUCAUCAACCUGCAGCACCACCGCAUCGCUCAGUGUCGGCAGGUGAAGAUCACCAUCCUGGGCGACGAGGGCGUCCCGGUGCAGGUGGAUGGGGAAGCCUGGAAACAGCCGCCCGGCAUCGUCAAGAUUGUGCACAAGAACCGUGCUCAGAUGCUCACCAGAGACAGGGCGUUUGAAAGCACGCUGAAGUCGUGGGAGGACAAGAGGAAGAUCGACAGCUACCGCGCCGCCAGGCCGCGCCUCAACUCCCAGCAGUCCAUGGAGUACCUCACCGAGGAGGAGUGCGCCCAGGUGCAGCAGCUGGGCAUCGUGGCCGACACGCUCAUCAAUAAAAUCCGCGAGGCGGCGAAGACCCACAAGCUGGUGGAGCAGGAGCUCGCCCACGCCGUGAACGCCACCGCCCUGGUGCUCACCGAGACCAAGGUGUCCAGCAACGAGUGUCUGAGCCGCAGCACGGCGGUGGAGAUCGUCAACAGCAGUAAAGUCCUCCAGGCAGAGACCAGCAUGCUGCUGGACGGAAAGCUCCUGGCGGAUUUUCCCGAGGAGGAAGAGCUGCGAUUGACCCUGAACAACCUGAGCGCCGAGCUGCUGAAGCUGGACGACAUCCACUGGAUCUGUCCGCUCAUGCAGUGCUCCGAGGAGGACUCUGUGCGGAGCAGCAGUAAAGGCACCAGCAGCAUGAAGCUGAAGAUUAUUCCCAAAACGAAGAAGGAGAAGGAGAAGCUCCACAAGCAGAAGUCCAACAGUUCUCUCUCAGGAACGUGGGAUCUUAAAAGUGGAGCCACUGAGGCCGAUUCCUCAGUCAACUGAACACCUGCGCCUCGCUUUACUGCCCCCCUCCAACAGGAGAGGGCGCGACCCCCUCUCACCCGCUUCCUGUCCGGUCAUGAGGCCCCUCGGUUUCCCAGCGGUAUCACAAACUGAAGUAAUGCCUCCUUCCCGACUUUUAAGCAUUUUGUUCUAUUUUACUUCGUCGUCAGUUUUUUUUUUUUUUUUUUGCAAACCAGCACAGGUAUUUCCUCCACCCCAAUUUUAUGUGUUUUUAAAAAGCGGGGCCUGUUUCUACGUGGCAUUGCUUCCCUGCCGCCAUUUUGCUUAUAUUUCUGAGUCCAAGGCAAAGAGAGGAACCAUGCAGGUAGGGGGAAAGCAAGAAAAUGUGUUUACGUGGUGCUCACCUCGCAUGUCAGGUGUAAACCUUAGUUUUUAUCCUAAGUUGUUACAAUCUAGGUUGUUUUUUUUUUUCCUCUUUAUAUGACGAGCCUUCGGACUGCAUAUUUAUUUCUCGUUGCUACUGCCAGGAGAACUCCCGACGGCAACAAAAUCAACAGAAUUGAACAAACUGAGAUGUCUCAGCUUUAUCGUCUGCUGAACUGAAAAAUAUCUUCAAUGUUGCAAAAAAAAAACCCAACAAAAACAAACAAAAAUAUUCAAAGGAAUGUACUUGUGUGGACUUUUAAUAACCUGUGAAUUACGAUGCUGUUCAGUUCGGCUCCGCGGCGGUUCUGUUGUCGUCCUUUCAAAGUGGUUCUUCAGUGGACAAAAAAAACGAGAAAACAAAACAAAAACAAAAAGAACAAGCGUGAGCGAGUCAUUUUGCGACUCUCCCCCCGCUGUGCGUGUUCUACACUUGAAUUCAGAACCGUCGUGAGGAGCAGCGAAGUGACGCGGUGAGGUCGAUCUUUUUCUGCCAUUGUCUGGUGACGGUGUUUACAGGAGGAGGAAGCAUCAAGGACACUUUGAUGCGUCUCAGCAGCUUCUCAGUGUGUUGCUCUUACUUUGUCAUACUACAUGAUUGUAUACUAAAUAUAAGAAUAAGACCUAAUAUGUAUUAGAUUUUUUUUUGCCUUGUCUGUGGUUAAGAGCUAUUAUUAUUAUGGCAAAUAUAUAUCUAUUUUUUUGUAUACCUUAUUUUCCUAAAUGGUAAUCUGUGAAGCUGUCCUGGCUUUGCUGCUUCCCCCUUUGGAAAGUCCAAUCACACAUGUAGACGCCGUUCUGAGUUCCUGCAUGCACGCCAUGCCUUUCUUCGCCUCACAGUGGAAAUCGCCUCAGAGUGGCACAUUUCAAGCUUGCUUGUUUGUGAAUGCCGCACUGGUUUUUGAUAAUACAUAGAAGGACCAUUGUUGAACAAGUUUCUAUUCUAAGUAAAUAUUUUUUGAGCUUCUGUUGACCAGAGCAUACUCGCUAUUUGGCUUAAAUUACUAAAAUAUUCCUGAUUACCACUUAAAAAUGACGUUUUCGUGUGAGAUUAAUUUUUUUGGACAAACAAAAUACUAAGUUACUUUAAAUUUACUCACUGUUUAAGUUCUAAAAAUGAUACAUCGUUGCUGUUUUUCCAAUACGAAAACGACGAGUAUUUAACGUGAUUUGUCAGACUAUCAGCUAGCCUGCAUCUGGCUGCUUUACAGAGAUUACCUGUUAACGGCUAGCUUACAUCAUGUGUGUGCUGGUAGACCCUAGAUCAUGUUGUAUAGACUUUGAUAUUGAGUGGAAAGUAAAAUAAACUGCAAGGUAUGAAUUGGCUAAUUCGGCACUUUCUGCCAUAUUUUAUUUAAAGUUUAAAUAUGUUGGAUUUUUUGGGAGGUUCUUUUUGUUUAAGUAAAACUAUAGAUAGUUGUUGAAGGAGUAACAUGAACAUUUUAGACGUGAUAACGUACUGAUAAGUUUAACGGCUAAAUAGAAUGAGCUCAUUUAACUCACAAGCUAGCUUAAAGCGAGGCACAAAAUUAGUCGUUCAAUUUUUUUUUCUUAUUUAACUUACGCUGAUUUAAGUGGUUAAAUUCUGGAUUCAUAAACUUAACAAACUGUUAAGUUUUUUUUCUGCUCCAAGCUUAAAAGUCACAUACAUUAGCUAUACUAGUAGCAUUUCCGCUAGGCUGCUGGUGAAAACAAACACAAAAAAAAAACAGCUAUUGAUUUUGGUUUCUUGUUUGGAUGAGUCAGGGAAGUUGUCACUGUGAGGCGCUGUAGAUGUUCAGCUGUGGUAGGAUUGUGCUACUGUAUCCAUAGUGUGCCAGCUACACGCUCAAAACCUUAGAGGCUUUAGUGGUUGUUGUGCCAAGUCUGUACUUUGGGUUUAAGACUUAACGGAGUGUGUGUGUGCGUGUGUGUGUGCGUGUGUGUGUGCGUCCGUAUGAGUGUGUGUGAAAGCGUGUGUGUGCGAGCUUUUGACACGCUUCAGAUGCAAAAGUCACUGCGUGUCAUACAUUUCAAAGUUUACUGUAUCUUUGCCUUGCACUUUACGACGACGCAAACUUAAUAGGAAAAAAACAUCGACAAACAUUUGCAUAUGUGCGCAUGUUGAAAUUUUGAGUGAAUUUCUUUUUUUUAAAAAUUGAUUUGAUGAAAAGAUAUUUAAAGAUAUUGUACAUGGAUACAAAUGUGCUGGUAAAAUGUAAUAUCUAACCAAUCAUAAAGCGUAUAUAAAUACAGAUGUAAAAACCAAGGUUUAUUACGUUGGUGGUUUUAAAUGAUGUGAUGAUGUCCUCGCGCCUGCCGCAGUGUAAAACAUGUUGAAAACUGUAAUUAUUCUGAAAAUCUUAAGUCAACAUAUUGAAACUGUCCAGUGUUAUUUAUGGAUUACCAAUGACUCGUUUACACAGCCGAGGUGUUCAGCCGCUGUCGAGCCAAUAUUUGAGUGCUUUUCAGUUUUUUCAGUUUGAUGACAAUAUGCUGUACUGAAAACGAUGACCAAGAUGUUGAGGUAUGAAAGCCAUUUUGUUAAAAAAAACAAACAAAAAAAAAAUGGUUGCCUGUUUGUUUUUUAAGGAUCAUUUUAUUGACUGUCUUUUGGAUUUUCUUUUCAAAGAUUGUCAUUUCUUUUCUAGAUUUUGUGUAAGUUGUUUUAAAAAUGCAAAAACGGGGAUUCGGAUGGAAACUCUUCCGAUCGCUGGAGCUGCAGUGAAAAUGCCGGCGGAGCAAAUCUGCAGAUUGAAAAGGUUUAACGGCGUUGGUGCAGCAGAGACUGUGCAGCAAGCCAGACUAGAUGUUGCACGACCUUGAGGUGUUUUUAUGUGCUAUCAUGUGCGGUGUAUAAGAAACACAAAGUCAGUGCAACCCUCCGGAGAUUAAAUGACUUAUUGAAGUGUGA